AUAAUUCUGGACCGUUGCAGCGCAUGGGCUUUCAACGCUUUCACUCUGGAAACCGUGGCCGGUGGCCGAUCACUGCCUGUACUUUGCGUACAUCUUUUCCACUGGUACGGUUUACUGGAUCACUUCCAGUUGGAUGUGGUGUGCGUCUGGAAAUUAUUUACUCUUAUAGAGGAGGGAUACCACAACACGAAUCCCUAUCACAAUUCGAUUCAUGCGACUGAUGUAACUCAAGCAAUGCACUGUUUUCUUCAGGAAGAAAAGAUAAGGCGGCACUUGACUCCACUCGAAAUAAUGGCGUCGCUUAUUGGUGCUGUCGCCCACGAUCUCGAUCAUCCUGGAGUGAACCAACAUUUUCUCAUCACCACCUCGAAUCAUCUCGCCAUUCUGUAUCAGAAUAUGUCGGUAUUAGAAAAUCAUCACUGGAGAUCGGCCGUAGGUUGUCUCUUGGAGAGUGGAGUAGCAGGUCAACUCCAUCCUUACAGAGAUGAGCUGGAGCAGCAAAUAAGGGAUCUCAUCUUAGCCACUGAUAUCAACAGGCAACAGGAAUUCCUCUCCAAGUUUCGAAAACACAUCAACGAGAACACGUUGGAUCUUCGCCUGCCUGAGAAUCGUCAGUUCAUUUUGCAGAUCGCUUUGAAAUGUGCGGACAUAUCGAACCCGACAAGGCCCUGGGACAUAUCACAUAAGUGGUCCAUCAAGGUGUGCGAUGAAUUCUUCAGACAGGGCGAAUUCGAAAGGGAAUUGGGGUUGCCUGUCACCUCCAUAUGCGAUCAACAGACUACAUCUGUGGCGAAAAUUCAAGUUGGGUUUUUCCGUUUUGUCGUCAUGCCGCUCUUCUCCGAAUGGCACAGAUUUAUGCGCAGCGCCCUUUCUACGCACAUGAUGGAGAUGCUCGACUCCAACCGCAGGCGGUGGGAAGAGCAAGAGUGUGCAGAACAGGCCGAAGAAACUCAAACCGAACUGUCCGAUGCCGAGCCGGAAGUCAGCGAUGAGGAGGAGGCGACGAAAAGGUCUUCGGAUAGCACCAGCAUUCAUGAUUUCAUCCCGCCACCUCCAGUCAGUGAGCCGCGAAGACAAUCACUCGCCGUGCCAACUCCGGAGUCUUUAGGUAUCAGGCGACACUCCGUUCCAGUUCAUAUGGAAAUCCCUCACCAGACUGGAGGUUCACCGCAACGACACCAAGCGGCGCUUCCACGCACUAUUUACCGAAGGGAAAGUUUACCAAGUACUGCCACCAUCAGGGUUACACAGGGCAGAUCGCCGGUAUCACCUCAAACCGAAUCUAGGGCUUCCAGUGGACUUAGAGAAGAGGACGAGUUGUUGCAGUAUGGAUCGCAAUCUUCAGUUAUAAGCAGCGGCAGCCCGUACCAUUCUUCAGAGGAAAAUCCAGAACGUCCGUUAAGCGCCGAGAAUCUCUUGCCAGAACCUUCGAUAGCUUCCAUGUCAAGCAGUAGCGCCAUCCGGCAUCUCACGUCGGUUUUACAAAGUGCCGCCGAUAGAGCAACGCAGGCAACAUCCGGCUCUAACACUAAGUGUCUCACGAGGCAACAAACGUUCCCUCCACCGCAACCCUACAUGAGGGUGCGGUAUAUGAGCGCUACUGUGGAAAUGUCGACUUGCCCGGAAACUUCCCACGAAGGCGACAGUAGGACCAGCUCAUCUCACAGUUCGCACGAAAACAUAUCACGCAGUGAAAAUGCAAAGAAGCAACUGAUUCAUUCGGUUCACCCACCAAAUCAGCAGUCCGCAAACUACACUAUUCCAGCUAUUGCAGUGUUGAGUCCUAAUAACAGCAGACCCCCUGAUCUGCUCCUGUCUACUGACUCUAAAACUCACUGCAUUAGCAAUAAGAGGGAGACGGACUCGUCUGGCGGCGAAAAAGAAAAGGAAAAACGAGUGAAAUUGUCUGAAAGUAGCGGUCCAUUUUGCGAAAAGGAAAAUUUGGACCCGAGCAAACUGCAGACUGCGUCCAUGCCGCGCAGAGGUUCCGCCCCAGUAUCUCUAGUUUUAUCCAAGCCGGAUGAAUUUGUGUCCUCUGCAGGCGGAGGACUCACUCUAUCCGACGUGCAAUCAUUGCGCAGGGGCUCAGUGCCAGUUGAAAUUUCCCAUCAUUUUCGGAGUUUCGACGAAGAUAAUGGAAAUGAUCAACCAUCACCUCACAUCAUCAACAUCACCCCCGUCGAACCGAAUCGCACGUUCUGGUUGUACCAGAGACGGGGUUCUGCUCCAGUUGAUUUGCCUCCAAGUGGAGUUUCGAAUCGGUUCGAGUUAACUCGGCAUACUAGUCUUAAUGGAAAGGCGUGCCGUGGUCGCGGUAAGAAACCGUUGCGCAGGCGCAGCAGUGGCGGCCCGGAAACCGUUAGUGGUGGGGGCAAUGGCAGUGAUGUGGGGGGCGGCGGWUCCGAUGUGCUGGCCAGAUUUUGCGCACAAUUGCACAGACGAACCACGCCUGGUCAGAGUCCAGACGCGCUGCUGGCACGGCGCCGAGGMUCCUUGCCGCUAGAGGUCCUUACAGUUGGUCACUCAGUAUUUUGACGGUUACCAAUGCGCCAUUAGGGCCGUCCACGAUCGCAAUAAGGACCAACCCACCAUCACAAAAUAAGAAAUAUACCCAGACGACUGACAUCUUCAAACCCGUUUUUCACCUGUUUAGCUCAUUAGAUUUAAGGAUCAUUAAUCGUAUAUUCGUAAAUUAUUUAUAAGAAACUAUGGAACAAGCCAAAUAUUUUGAAAUAUUCAUUACUAAAUGUGUAUUCAGACGUCGUUUUUGUUUUGGCCAGGAGAAAAGUGAAAAUAAUCGUUGCCGGAGCAAACUUCUUUUACAGUCGUUUUCGCUCCUUUUAUCACAUCAAAUCCAUUCGUUAUACGAUAGGUUUUUCUCCUAUGCCAUUCAUAAAAAAAUUCGCUUAGGUCUUUAACGUAUUAAAAACGAGUGCAAUGAGUGUCAGUACAUUUAUAUAGAAUGUAACCUCUUCGGAAAUAAUCAACGUAGAUUUUAAGAUCAACUAUCGAGUUAAGUUUAUUUAUUUCAUAAUUUUGCAUACUUCGUUUGAUUAGUGUGUGCGUGGACAUAUUUUUUACUGUUUUCGGCGUGUAUUAUUACAUACAUAAUGGCUUAAGUACCUCUGUUAUUGGUGAGUAUCUCAACUGGUGAAAUAAAUUAAUUGCCAAAACUUAAAUAUCUAUGCCACAUUGCUAUCAAACAACGUCCAACUAAUGCUGCAUAAUUAACUAUUUUCAAAUAAGGGCAGAACUCUUAUUAAAAUACGUAAAUUGUAUUCUUCAGAAAAAUUUUGCCAGAAUAUCGUAUAGAUAUGAUAUCUGUUGCAGUAAGUCAGGCAUUAAUUUAUUUUGCCAGUGUAAAACCUGCCAUCUUCGUUUUUAGAAAAGAAAACUAAUGUAAACAGAAUCUAAGAAAACAAAACAUUGUGCGGUAUGGCUUACAACUUCUUGAACAAAUACCAUGUAAACACUCAGCUCUAAUGCCAGAGGCAGAAUACAAUUGAUUCUGUUAUUUGUUAAUUCAGCAGUUUCAAACAAUAAAAAAAAUCAAGAUGGCAGUUUCGUGCAAUAUCAUUUCCUAGUGUAUAUCGGAAAACCAAAAAUUCGACUCACUUAUAUUGUUUUUAUUACCGGUAGACUUAAGUAGAAUAUAAUAACCAUUGUGAAUUUUUCCCAGAAAAUGUUAUUAAGUAAAUGACUGUUCAAUGUGAUUGACUUUCCCGUAUCGUUUUCGUGAUUGUACGUGUAGGAUAUGUGUAAUGUAGCUGGAGUAGCAGAACAUGUUUACCGAUCGACUGCUUGCAAAGUGAAAAUAGUCAAUAUAAAUUGUAAUAUUACUUUUUAUUUUGCGAGGUAAUUACUUUCAUAGAUAGACCAGUUCAAAAGAUAAAAGUAAAUGAAAUCAAAUCAAUCUUUUUUCAAAAUAAAUAUGAUUUCUCAUACUUAUAUAACUGAUAAGAAGAAAUGUCAGCAUCCACAACUAAUAGAGAUUAUGAUGGCACAAAUAAAACGAGACGAAUCAAAACACUUUGCAAAGUCGAUCCCUUGAAAGCGAAAACAUGAUACGCUCUUAAAAGGUUUAUCAUUGUAACACCCCAAUAAAUACACAAAAAAAUAAUCUAGAAAUAGGCCACAUCUCUUAGGAAAUAAUUGGUAUCACGUUUUGACACAAAGACUUGAAAAAUUGCCAUUGGAUAGAAAAGAAAAUGAAUGAACCAUUUAUUUCGCAUACAAUGUCAUCGUGUCAAAACAAUUAGGUUUUUAAUAUAUCCACAAUAUGUUUGUCACCAAAAACUUUUUCUCUAGGACCACUUACUUCAAGUUCAGGGAAUGUUCCUAAAAUGUUCCCUAAUGAUCUUUGCAUAGCUCUUACCUUAAACAACAGCACAUUUUGUCAUUGUAAUUCAUUGUCACAUUUUUGAAAUAGAAAAUACAAAUGCGGGAACAAAUGUGGAACAUUGGCCCUAAACAGAAAAAACUACGAACAGGGUUUCAAAAAAAUGUAACAAAAAUAUAUGCUUAAAUGAAAUAAGACUGGUAGAAGAAUGACAGUAGAGAAGUGAAUAGAUGUGAGCCAACAUAAGUUUUUGGUCAAAAUAAUCGUUACGCUUAAAGUUCAAUCUACGGACUACUCAUCUUUGAAAAUUGAUUGAAGAAUAAAAAUUCAUGUUUUUAUGAGAAA
Messenger RNA from Dendroctonus ponderosae (mountain pine beetle), 4684 nucleotides. RefSeq lists its product as uncharacterized. The record is from RefSeq and is a predicted model, not a curated record. NCBI's taxonomy places the organism in Eukaryota, Metazoa, Arthropoda, Insecta, Coleoptera, Curculionidae. Gene Ontology annotation, molecular function: 3',5'-cyclic-AMP phosphodiesterase activity.